UACUUACUUACAUGUUACAAUUACAAUAAGACGCAACCGAGGUUUAAAUGGAAUAAUUCUUAUUUCAUUUUAAAUGCAAAAAUACUGAGUUGUGAAACAAAUUGUUGUAUAUGACAACAUGAAUUAUACAAGACGAUUUUAAUAGAGCGCAAUAGCAUUUAUAUUAAGAUGAAUUAUUUUCGUUUAACAAAAAAUAUAGUAAUAUACAGUACAUGUUGGAAACAAGGUACAUAUGUGCAGGAAUGUAAAAAUCUAAACAAGUACAUUUUUAAAUCAUUAUGUACAUCCAAAUGGUUUCAAAAUCAAGAUACUGUUCCUAAAGCUUUACGAAAUAUAAAACCAAAAUCACAAAGAGAUACAGAAAGAAGUGUUCUUGACAUAAAGCAUAUAAGAGCAAUUGGAGGAAAAGGUGGAGAUGGAAAUAUAUCAUUUUUGCAAUUAUUUUCAAAUGCAUUGGCUGGGCCUGAUGGUGGGGAUGGCGGACACGGUGGUCACGUAAUUCUUCAGGCAUCGAUCAAUGUUAAAGAUCUUUCACAUAUAAAUAGUGUACUUAAAGCUGAAGAUGGAGAAAAAGGACAGAAUAAGGACUGUUUCGGUAAAAAUGCCGAACACAGUAUAGUACACGUACCGAUAGGUACUAUAAUACGCAGUCUAGAAGGAAAAAUAAUAGCUGAUUUAAAUCAAGAAGGAAUGAUGUUUAUUGCUGCGAGGGGAGGUGCCGGUGGUCAUGGAAAUGCAUAUUUUAAGUCUGAUGUACAACAAACACCAUGUAUAAGUGAAUAUGGAGCAGAAGGAGAAGCAAUGCAAUACGUAGUAGAAAUAAGUAGCAUGGCACAUGUAGGAUUAAUUGGUCUACCGAAUGCAGGUAAAAGUACAUUAUUAAGAGCCAUAUCUAGGGCUAGACCAAUAGCAGCAUAUCCAUUCACAACAUUGAGACCUCAUUUAGGGACCGUAUUAUAUGAUGAUUAUGAGAGCAAAUUGCAGGUAAUGGCUGAUUUGCCGGGAAUUAUAUCCGAUUCUCAGAAUAGAGGUCUCGGUAUACAAUUUCAACAUAUAGAACGUUGCAGAAUUUUAUUAUUCAUUUUGGAUACUACUUCGAAUGAUCCGUGGAAGGAUUAUGAAACAUUAAAAUAUGAAAUUACAUUUAAUGUAAAAUUAACUAACAGAUCAAUGCUGAUUGUUGCAAAUAAGAUGGAUUUACCAGAGGCUACGGUAAGACACGGUGCCGUGAAAUUUAAAUUACUCAAAGAAAAAAUUGAUUUACCAAUUAUUCCAGUUUCUGCUAAAACGGGUACAAAUAUAUCUCUUUUGUAGGAGAUAAGAAUAUUAUAUGAUAAGGACAAUAAACAAAAAGAAGAAUCAAAUGUUCUGUAACAAAAAACUAUUCGUAAUAAUAAAAUGUAUAAAACUCA
Messenger RNA from Osmia bicornis bicornis, 1412 nucleotides. RefSeq names its product mitochondrial ribosome-associated GTPase 2. Gene Ontology annotation, molecular function: magnesium ion binding; GTPase activity; GTP binding. The record is from RefSeq and is a predicted model, not a curated record. NCBI's taxonomy places the organism in Eukaryota, Metazoa, Arthropoda, Insecta, Hymenoptera, Megachilidae. Gene Ontology annotation, cellular component: mitochondrion.